This is a messenger RNA of Acanthosepion pharaonis, 888 nucleotides long. The record is from the annotation of a GenBank genome assembly. Lineage: Eukaryota; Metazoa; Mollusca; Cephalopoda; Sepiida; Sepiidae.
AUGACCGCAUAUUUUUCUUUCCUGUUUAAAUUUAUUUCUUUGUUCUUUCUUUCGUUCUCUUCUUCGUUUCCAUUUGUCUUCCUUCUUUUUUGCUUUUCCCUUAUUUAUCCGUUUAAUUCUUUCUCUUUUUCUUUCACGUUCAUGUCUUUUUAUUCUCAAUUUAUUGUUUACUUUAUUUCUCUUUCUUCUCUGUUUUUUCUUUAUUUUUCCUUUAUUUUCCUUGCUUCUUUUUCCAUCUCUUUCUUAUUUUCCACCUUUAUUCAUUCGAUUAUCUUCUUUAAUUUCUUAUACACGUCUUUUUUUCUGCAUUUUUGCUUUCUUAUCUAUAUUUCUUCCCUUUCUUGUUUUUUUUUUUCUUUUAUCCACAUAUUUUUCACGUUUUGCUUUUUUUUCCCAUCUUUCUUGUUUUUUUAUCCACGUCUUUUUCUCGCUUUUUCCCACGUCUUUUCCCCUCGUUUUUGCUUUCUUUCCCAUCAUCUUUUUCCCGCUUUCUUAUCCACGUCUUUCCCCCGCAUUUUUGCUUUCUUUCCCAUCAUCUUUUUCCCGCUUUCUUAUCCACGUUUUUUUCCUGCUAUUUUAUAUUUUUAUACCUUUUUCCCCUCACUCUGUCUUUCUUUCUUAUCUACGUGUUUUCCCCGCUUUCUUGUCCGCCUUUUUCAUCGUUUUUUUUUUCGUUCUUUCUUUCAUUCUUUCUUUUACUGUUUCCUUUUCUCACUCUUUCUUUAUUUCCUUCAUAUUUUCAUUUUUUCUUUCUUUUUUUUCCUCUUUCUUUUCCUCCGUCUUUCCGGGGUUUUGUCCUUUUCCUUUAUUCGUUCUUUAAUCAUUUGUUUCUCUUUUUGUCCUUCUCAACAAUCCUGGUUAGGAUUUAGCCUUUCCUUAACCAUGUAG